Messenger RNA from Mollisia scopiformis, 466 nucleotides. RefSeq lists its product as uncharacterized. The record is from RefSeq and is a predicted model, not a curated record. The transcript has a single exon. The coding region runs from base 135 to 416 and encodes 93 amino acids. Lineage: Eukaryota; Fungi; Ascomycota; Leotiomycetes; Helotiales; Mollisiaceae.
ACGACCGAAAUGAGAUGGAGUAAGAUUUACUUUCACCUUAUGCAGAGACUGCAUUCCGAUUUCAGGUUCAGCUCGCCGCGAUCCUGAUGCCCUGAACCCUGCGUUGCAUUGCUUUGCUUUGUUGGUUUGAUGGCAUGCACAUUUUUACACUUCACAUUCUGCGUCACCUUGAUCCGCUUCAUUCUGACGAUUUAGAAGAUACCCAUUUAUUGUUUGCCAGGUACAGCAUUUGUGCAUUUUCAACUGGAGUUUCGAUUCGCCUUCUGACACGACGACCGACCGGAAAUUGUACGCUUAUUGUACAUUAUACUCAACUUUUUACUUCGAUUCUGAUUUGUGUCUUUUUAUUCGAGGACAGGGCAUUGGGCAAGGACCCGUUGUAUCAUAUGAUUAUUUGGCAUGGGAGGGUGCGCUAGACGCUUGGAUUGUCUACUCUUCGUUUUGUUCUCUUCCCGCUCCCGCGCUG